GGUGCCUGGAGACGCAUUGAUAUCGACGACCGCAUCUUACUUGAUGAUGCUAACAAUCAACUAAUUCCUGGACUAACUUCCGGAGAACUGUGGCUUCCGUUGAUUUGCAAGGCUCUAGCAAAGAUUGCCUAUUUUGACCCAAUAAUGACUAAUGAAACAUGGACGUUAUUGACGUCGGUGCUGCGAGAUUGGCAAGACUUUAAUAAAAGCAGCCCAUGCACUCCAAGUAAACCCAAAAUUCAGGAUGACAGGAAUGAACCAAAUGCGAUUGUGCAUAUUACAACUCCCUGUUUUUACAACUAUUCCUGUUCAUCCGGAAAAAUUUGUGCUUUUCUAACAUCCAAGAGGAGUGUCGUUGAGCAGGAAUUUCUUGAGGCCUUGAAACGCACACCAACCAGAGCGCUGCUGAAGGCUCUUCGACGGCAGCUACUCGUUAGUGUCGAGGACCUCCCACCGGUUCCAGCUUGGAAGAAGGUUCGUGGACCACCCCGAUCUCUGAAGGUGGACGAGGAAACUGAGCCUAUACGCGCUGUUCUGCUGCGUUUACCUGGGGAACAGCCCCACAGCAAAACAAACGGGGAGUUGGCCACGGAAACACAACGUGCAUCUGACUCCACUGCGAAUAACCGUGGACCCCCGAUGGCAGGCAUUGAUGCACCUCAGCAACAAGACCACGGGAAGCUUGUAAUUGAACCGGCAACCUGGCUGCUUCCACAUCGAACAGCCCCUACCAAGACACUUUCCACGGGAGCGCAUAUUUCGACACCACUAAGACUGCAACCAGGACGCCAUUGUUUCCGUAUUUUCGUUGAAACGCCAAUGGCCUUCGCCCUUCACAUAUUUGUUCCUUCCGCCAAUCGCGAGCGAACGAAGUUUGUGAUUGGACCAAUCGACGUUUGUUUGCCCGCGACAACAACGCAGCCACUUCGGCUGAUCGACAGCGGCCAGAAAUUGCUGGAAACCUUUUGUAAAGUGGCCAAAACCUUGCUAGAAAUUAUUGAAAAGGAGUUGGCAGCGGAGGAGGAGGACGAUGUCACUUCACCGCAUUACUACGAGGAAGUCCGAAAUUCGCUGACUCAUUGUGCUAGAGAACUGUUUCCUGGAAUAUCGACUAGAGAAUUAGAAAAGGCGAUUUACAGAAACCUUUCGAAUUCGAUAAGCCGACAUCAGGACAAAUCUGAGCCUCUGGAUGCUGAGUUUGCGUGGAAGGCUUUGCUGAGAGAUCCAUACGCAGUUUUAGGGACUGAGUUGUCAUCGCUUGAAACCCACCAACAGGAACAGUGCAGUGCUGGGGAUGAGAAGGAGGUAUCGGGGGAGGUUCUUCGGGGACUCGUCACAAUUCAGGCUGCGUUUCGUGGCCGUUGGACGCGACGCAUCUUGAGAGCUGGCAAAUGUCCUCUGCCGGCGCUACCCAAUCGGAAGGGCCCGCGUAAUUCAAAUUUAGUGACUUCACCUUUACCAGGCCAAUCAGAUCCCUCGGACUUGGAUCGGGCAUCGAGGGAAAUGCGGCGUCUCCUCGUGUGCCUUAAGGAGCCCAGCGAUGCGGAAAUGGCAAUUCUAAUUCGUGGCAUUCUUCAACAACUUGGAUGUCCACAUCCGCAAGACGAUGCCAACUUCGUUGCUACGACAACCCAUGAAGGUGCACUGCGGAACACAGGUGACAGCCCAAUUGGACGAAUAUGCACAUCUCCACUGCCCCACACCCAAUCUGCCACAGAGAAACAUCAUCUGGGUCUAUUGUUUCAUCAGACUUUCGCAGUUCCCACGCCAUCAGACGGCCUAGUUCAAAUGAGGACGCUACUGGACGUACACCAAGGCAUUCCCAGUCUCUUCGUUGUCAACAAUGACUCAGGUAGUAACGUGGAGGAGGUGAGGCUCGGAAAAUGGAAUGAUUUCAGUCAACCGUUUGCUUCAAAUAGCUUCGGGUACACUCUGGUUGGGCUGUUGCCUGAAUCCACACCGGGCACGAAAUGGAAACUGAGUUUCCUUGAAGAGGGGUGGCGUGGAACGCGCAGCGGUUUGGUCUUUUCCGCAAUUCGUACUCAGUUCUCAUUUUGGGAGUUAACUGGACCUUUCGAGGGAAACCCGGAUGGCCUACUUUUUCGGUACGAUUUACAAAUCACAACGCGUCAAGUGGUGACAGCUACUCUCAAGCUCUCCGGCCAUUCCACGCCUGCCAUACUCGUUGUGCGUUCAGAACAUGGAGAAGUGUUGCAUGUUUCGAAGGAACGUCCAGGUGAAGCAGUGUUGCCAGCCUUCCUACUUGGACCCCAGUGGAAGAAGCAGGUCGACGUGGAAGACGCCUUGGACGUUGUCUCGGAAGCAGCGCUUGGAGACGAGUCUAGUGCCACACCUUCACAAGCUAUCGAUUCGUCUAGGGCUUCAAAGAAGCCCAAGUCGAUGCCCGCUCAAGUGAGUGGCGUUCAAACUUUUGGAGCCUGUUGGAAAUAA
Molecule: messenger RNA, 2451 nt
Organism: Mesocestoides corti
Lineage: Eukaryota; Metazoa; Platyhelminthes; Cestoda; Cyclophyllidea; Mesocestoididae
Source: the annotation of a GenBank genome assembly